Clonostachys byssicola is the source of this 789-nucleotide messenger RNA. NCBI's taxonomy places the organism in Eukaryota, Fungi, Ascomycota, Sordariomycetes, Hypocreales, Bionectriaceae. The record is from the annotation of a GenBank genome assembly.
AUGCAGAACGUCGCCGGUGGAGGCCGACCACCCCCUGUUCCCCCGGGAUGGGUCGCCGAGUGGAACGCCCAGUACGGUGCAUGGUACUACGUCAACCUCAGCACAAACGUCUCGCAAUGGCAGGCGCCCAACCCAGCCUCUUCCCCCGCCCCGCCAGGCCCUCCCCCUCAUCUGAGUGGUGAUGCCGCCCUCGCCGCCAAACUGCAAGCCGAAGAAGAUGCCCGCGCCCACAGAUACAACCAGCCGCCGCCAUCGCAACAAGGAGUGCCGCCGCCUUACUCGCCAUCCCCCAAUUCGCAAGGCCACGGCGGCGGAUACCAAGCCCCGCAACAACAGCAGUACGCCGGCAGCGGAUAUCUACAACCAGGACAAUAUGGCCAUCCGCAGUCGCACAGCCCGAGCCCAGGGAUGAGUCCAAACCCCUAUGGCCCGCACAGCCCGAGCCCAGGUCCUGGAGUCAGCCCGGGGCCGUACGGGCAGCAGCACGAUCCGCGACAGCAGGGCUACAACCAGCCGCAGUACUAUUCUGGCCAGCAGCAGCCGCCUCCCAAUGGGGCGUACGGCCAGUACCCCCCGUCCCCCGGAAACUACGGGCAGCAACAGCCCCAGGGAUCAGGGAGCAACAAGGCCAGUGGUGGUGGUGGUCUGCUGGGGAAGCUGAUGGGCAAGACCAAGAUCCCCGGGGGCGCGUCGGGCUCCGGCAAGCCUCCCAAGGGCAAGAAGAACAAGUGGGCUGUGCCGGCUGCGCUGGCUGGAGGAGCCGGUGCUGGCUGCGCUCUCACGAGUUAA